Molecule: messenger RNA, 1064 nt
Organism: Cuscuta europaea
Lineage: Eukaryota; Viridiplantae; Streptophyta; Magnoliopsida; Solanales; Convolvulaceae
Source: the annotation of a GenBank genome assembly
UAUUAAAUCUUAUUUUUGCAUUUCACCUUUGUUUUAGUCCUAUAUGGGCAAUUACUUUUUUAUCUAUCCAAACACUCUUUCAUGCCGAGGAGGAGAUCACAACUUCACAAGUUCAAAAAUCAUGGUUACGGAUAUGUGGGUACUAAAAUAGCGAACAGGUUAUCUGGGUAUCAACACUCUUCUAUCGUUUCUUGAAAUCCAUAGGCUGCAACUUCUUUGUUUAAGGGGAUGUCCCCAAUAUGAUUCUUAGGAUUUUAAAGGAAUUUAGAAUUCUAUCAAAAUCUGGAGAAUCAUAGAAAGGAUGCAAUCUCUGAAAGACAUAGUACCAGCUGCAUCAAAUAAUAUAAACACAAAAUUCAUUGUUUUAGACAAAGGAAGAGUGUCAGGGGAUGCACAACAAAAGGCAUGUUUGGCAUUAGUUGCGGAUGAGACUGCAGCCGUUCAUUUCCAGAUGUGGGCUGACGAGUGUGAUCAGUUUGAGCCCGGUGAUAUUAUUACUCUCUCAAAUGGCAUCUUCUCUUACAAUCGAAACGCUUUUGUGUUGAGGGCUGGCAAAAGAGGCAAGGCGGAGAAGGUGGGGGAGUUCACCAUGACCUUUGUGGAGACACCAAACCUGAGUGAGAUUCAUUGGGUCCCUGAUCCAAGUAACCCCAAGGUAUAUGUGCAAGAUGCUGUUGUUUCUCCCUUUUCACGAAUUUUCCCACCUAUGCACUGAUGGUUGAGACAUGAGAGCUCUGCUGGGCAAGAUUUACGUGUUUAUGAUCAUUUGUUUCAUCUGAAAUGAGAUCUUGGAGUUCAUGUUCUUUUUGUCUCGAUGAUUUGCUUUUGUGAAAAUAUCAUUUGAGGAUACCCGGAAACUAUUUUGUUGAGUCAUGACGCAAUCUCUCAUUUGGUUUUGUGUAUCUAUUUUUUAUCAUAUUCAAAUUCAAGUUUUUUAUCAUUUGUCUCGAUGAUAGUAUGAAUUUUUAUUAUUAACUCUAACUUAGAUAUUACCAUGGGGUAAUUAACUUUAUAUUCAGGGAGCUUUGUAUACUGUUACGUAUGUUUUUUGCAACGACACGGAG